AUGGAUAAGGAGAAUGUUUUUGAUGAUGAAAGCGAUAGUGAAGGUGAGGAAAAAAUUAUGCUGAAUCUGCCUGAUUCAGACGUCGAUGAGAUUGAAGAUCAAUUGAACGGCAUUGGUUUGAAGUAUGAGAGUGAAGAAUAUAGUGAUGAUGAUGCAUAUCUUCCUCAUGAGAUGAACAAAGUGAUGCUCAAUAAGAGCAAGACAGAUUAUAAUGAAAAUCGGCAGGGUCAUGUUCAAAAACGUUGUGUAUUAUGUCGUUCGAAACAAGUUCGAAAACAAACUAUCUAUUUUUGUCGGACAUGUCCUGAUACACCUGCUUUGUGUUAUCCAGACUGUUUUGAUGCAUUUCAUAUUAUGAUUAGUACACGGUUAUGGACACCUGCAACACCAUCAUUUCGAUGUAAAUUACAUGAAAAUGAUUCUGUUUAUCAUAAGAAUAUUCCAAUUCUCUCCAAUCGAACUCAACCUGAUCCAUCAUAUUGUAAAGCAAUGAUGAACAUAUCUGUUAGAGAAUGUCAGCAAUGUUAUAUGAAAACGAUAUCGAAGACGAGUAUAGAACAUAUGCAGCCAUGUAAAGAUUAUGUUUUUGAUCGAACAUAUAUGAGACAUACACUAGUGGAAGAAUGGUUAAUGGUUUGUGAUCGAACUGUAUUUCGUUUAAUAGUGUCAAUAGUGUAUCUUGCUGGUUAUAUGGUUGGGGCGAUUGUUGUUGGAAUCACGGCUGAUAAAUAUGGCCGACGUCCUAUCAUGAGUAUAUGUACAAUAUUAAUUCCUUGUACGGUAUUUAUUGGUGCAAUUUUUUCACAAAAGGAUAUUUUUGGAUUUUGGCCGAGUUAUUUAAUUUAUUUAACAAGUUGUUUUGUUUUUGCUUGCUCAAUACAUGGUAUUUUGGUUACUGGCUUUGUAUUAGCAACAGAGUUAGUUGGUCCAAAAUAUAAACUUUUAACAGCAAUUAUUGCUCAAUAUUUCUUUAAUGUUGAUGGGAUCGUUAUAUUUGUUGCUUAUUUUAUUCAAGAAUGGAGACGCUUAACAAUCACAUUAUCAAUAGCUACAAUACCAUUUACAUUCUUUUAUUUUGUAUUACCAGAAUCACCAAGAUGGAUGAUUAGUAAAGGAUAUUACAAACAAGCAGGAGAAUUACUUCGAAAAAUUGCUAAAAAAAAUAAAAAAACAUUCAACGAAGAAUCAUUUAAAGAAUUAAUAGCUGAACAAGAAAGGAAUACAACGAAUAAACCAGUUGUCAUCGGUGUUCGAUCGUUGUUUAAAUCCAAAAUUAUGCGCAACAUAUCAAUUAAUUUAUUGUUUCAAGCGUUUGUUCAACAUUUAGCUUUUUAUGGAAUUUCAUCAAGCUCCAUUUUCUUGGGAAGUAGUCUAUAUUCAUCAUUUCGAAUUUCAUCAUGGGCGACAAUUCUAUAUGUUAUAGUAUUAUAUCUUUUACUUAAUCGUGUUGGACGAAAAAGAUCAUACUUAAUUGUUGUUUUUUGUUUUGCUAUACUUAUUUUAUUAGAGAUUCCUGUUCAAAAUUACAUUUCAAAAAAUAGUGAAGGGCACAGGACAUUUAUUUUUCUAAUGAAUAUAAUAUUACAGUGGUUUACAUUUAGUAGUUAUACUAUUAUCUAUAUUUAUACCAAUGAAUUAUUUCCAACAGAAAUAAGAAAUACUGGAAUGAGUAUUCAUACAAUUGUUGCACGAAUUGGAGCAAUUGCUGGUAUAACAAGCACUCAUAUUUUAGCCCAAUUAUGGAUUCCUCUACCAAUGGUUUUGUCUAGUAUUUUAUUACUUAUGGCAGCUUUUCUUGCUCAAAUGUUACCAGAAACAUUGGAUAGCACAUUACCACAAACAAUCGCUGACACUGAACAAAUGGGUUUAACACGUAUGUGUGUUUGUGAUUAUCAACGUACUUCAAAACAAAAAGAGCAACCCAAUAAUAAUAAUGAUCAAGAUUUUAAAUUAAGAUAUAUUAUUGCAUGA
Rotaria socialis is the source of this 1971-nucleotide messenger RNA. The record is from the annotation of a GenBank genome assembly. Lineage: Eukaryota; Metazoa; Rotifera; Eurotatoria; Philodinida; Philodinidae.